Messenger RNA from Cuscuta europaea, 1384 nucleotides. NCBI's taxonomy places the organism in Eukaryota, Viridiplantae, Streptophyta, Magnoliopsida, Solanales, Convolvulaceae. The record is from the annotation of a GenBank genome assembly.
ACGGCAAGGAGUUUCGAUCAUGCGACCAUUCAAACCGUGUCCGAAUAAAUGAAUUAUGUAGUAUGAUUGUGUUACUCAUUUGUUUGAUUAUAAAUAGUGUUGUUAGAAUGAAGAUUUAGAAUCAAUCUUGUUGAGCACAAAGUGAGCAGUUUUGGGGCAUAGCUGUGCUGUGUAUUGUCCUCUUCAUUCUUACAAAGUGAGUAGUUUUGAGGUAGUGUCUGUUUUUCUCUCCAUCUUGAUGUGUGUGUAACAGUACUCUUUCCAUGGAAUUGAGUGGGAAAAGUAUUGGAGUGAUUAAAUUACUAUUUAACUUCUACAAAUCAACUCUCAACAUUUCUAAAGUUUCACCACUUACUCUGAUUUUGUGGGACCAGGCCAGACUUUGUUAAAGCAACUAACUCACUUCUCUUUCUUUUCUUCCCCAACACUUUACCUUCUUUCAAGAUUCCCCUAGCCUCUUCUUAGCUCCCUCCAUCAGCCCCAUAUCAUUACCCCAUCUAUCUAUAUUGUUGCCAAAAACAGUCAAGAAACUAUAAUUUACAUGAUCAUGAGCUAUACCUUUUAAUCUAUUAAUAUAAGUAUAUCUGAGUUGGUUUUACUGUUGAUCAACUUUACUCAUAGUUAGUUUUGAAUUUAUUAUUAGGUUGGUGUCAUGCGGCAUGUUGGCUGGCUUUUACAUUUAUGGAACCAAACUUUCCAAAUGACUACUUAUUUCAACCAUCAUCAUUAUCAUCAUAAUCCAGCCACAGUUUUGCUCUCUCUAUUCUUCUUUCUUCUACUUGCCAUGGCGGAUCACCCGCGAAGAAUUUUGAGAUCGUCAUCGUCUUCGUUGGAAGAAGCUCAUGAGGUCAUCGACAAGACGGCCCGUAGAGAGUCUUCGUCAUUAUCGUUUUCCCCAAUGGUGCCACCCCAAGAAAAUCUAAAGGCCGGGACAAGGAUCCAUAACAGAAACCGCAACAGUAACAGCAACGGCAACAGGAAUAGCGUUAUUGUUCCAUCAUCAUCACCAUUUUUGGGUAAAAAUGGUUGCGGCAGCUUCUGCUUCAAUGCCAGUGCUCAUGAAGUUCCUAGUGGCCCAAACCCUAUUUCCAAUAGGUAGGUAUUAUUAUGUGAUAAUAAUUGCUCGGUGAGCUGUUUAAAACCUGCAGGUGCCCUUUUGUUUCUUAGCCGGAUUGGUGAUUAAUUAUUGACACCAUUAUUAUGUGAGGUUCUCAAUUAUAGUGUAUGAGACGAUUUUGUAGAAAAUAUUUUUGGGAUUUAUACAAAUGUGUAUUAUUAUACGUGUAUUUGUUUUCCAAAAGGAAAAAUAAAGAAAAUGAAUGUUUAGAAGUUGGAUCAGAUCUCCAUCAUAUCAUACUAUUAUUAAUCAUUAUGAAUGUAUUUU